This is a messenger RNA of Trachemys scripta elegans, 1081 nucleotides long. It is a transcript of the gene CENPK, whose product is annotated as centromere protein K. The record is from RefSeq and is a predicted model, not a curated record. Lineage: Eukaryota; Metazoa; Chordata; Testudines; Emydidae. The coding region runs from base 142 to 1017 and encodes 291 amino acids. Gene Ontology annotation, biological process: kinetochore assembly; mitotic sister chromatid segregation. The transcript is spliced from 11 exons. Gene Ontology annotation, cellular component: nucleus.
CGCUCGGGCGCCCGACAGUGAGGGCGGCCGCGCUUCUCGGCGUCAGCCGGACAAAACCAGUGAGAGCGCAGCGCGCGCAGAUUGAGGCGCGUCGGAACCCGCUCAGGUCGCCGUGAGGACUGGAGGGCGCUGGAGCUCGCCAUGGAUAAACAAGAUGAACUUUUAAAGGAGUCUGAGAAAUUGGCAAAACAUAUGUCAUCAUACCAACAUGAUCUGGCUCCAACAAUCACCAGUAAUACAGUGUAUUCUAUAGAUGCCAAAGAAGAACUCUUGGAUGAAUGUGAGGAGAUAUGGAGGCAGAUGGAAGAGUGUCAGAGCAAGCUAACACUGCUAGGAAUAGAAACACUUCCAGAAUCAGAUGCUCAGCUUUCAUUGUUAAUGGUGCGAGUGAAGGCUUUAACAGCAGAGUAUAAUCAAUGGCAGAAACGAAGUCCUGAGAUAAUUUCCACCAAUCCAGAUGUUCUGGUAGCAUUAGGAAAGGAAGAGUUGCAGAAAGUAGACCAUGAUCUUGAAAUGGUGCUGUCUACAGUUCAGUCAAAGAAUAAAAAGCUGAAGGAAGACAUGAAAAGAGAACAGCAGUGGCUGGAUGAGCAGCAGCAAUUGGUAGAUGCUCUUGAUGUAACACAUGAAGAAAUGAAAAAUCAAGUGGUACAAUUUUCUGAAAAAAGAACGUUACAAGAACUGAAAAGUAAAAUGCUGAAAAUAAGGGCAUAUAAGGAAGAGCUCUUGAGUGCUCUGGGGGAGUUCCUAGAAGAACAUUUUCCUCUCCCGGAAGAAGAUGAAAGUGCUAAAAAGAAGAAAAAAAGUCUAGCUGAAGAACCAACUGUACAACUGGUAACGUUACAUGAAAUUUUAGAGCGUCUUAUAAACAAAUUAAUGAGUACACCACAUGAACCAUAUUUGACAAUCAGUGAUUCGUUCUGGCCACCUUAUGUUGAACUGCUGCUGCGGUAUGGAAUUGCACUGAGACAUCCAGAGGAUCCAAACAGAAUACGCUUAGAAGCCUAUCAUCAGUAAAGACACCUUUGUGACUAUUUAAAAAACAGAAAUGUGUUGAAUCAAUAAUCAUACUUUAAAAAUA